This is a messenger RNA of Acanthochromis polyacanthus (spiny chromis), 2987 nucleotides long. RefSeq names its product intraflagellar transport 81 homolog (gene ift81). Bases 315 to 2345 code for a protein of 676 amino acids. The transcript has 18 exons. Gene Ontology annotation, biological process: intraciliary transport; cilium assembly. NCBI's taxonomy places the organism in Eukaryota, Metazoa, Chordata, Actinopteri, Pomacentridae. The record is from RefSeq and is a predicted model, not a curated record. Gene Ontology annotation, molecular function: tubulin binding. Gene Ontology annotation, cellular component: intraciliary transport particle B; centrosome; cilium.
ACCAAUCUGCGACGCCUUCACGGUUUCCAUGGGUCCACUGACAACAACUGCUCCUUUUCUGUAUGCUAGCUAACUAGCUAGUUUGCGAUUCAAAGAGACAGACUGUAUCAAACUUUUGAAAUCUGUCUUUGUCGUUUGUGAAUGGUCGUUUUAGCGAAAUAGGAACAAGUAUUUGGAUUUUUAACGAGUUUGUAAGCUAGGCUAACUUCUUCGACGACAGAAAGCUUAUUUAUGCUAGCGUUGGCUUGCUAAUCUAGCAAGAAGGAGCACGAAGAGCCAUUACAAACAACAGACAAAAACAAACAGUUUCCAAGAUGAGCGAACAGCUGAAAUUCAUUGUCGAACAACUUAACAAGGAGCCAUUCAAGAAGAACUUCAACCUCAUCACGUUUGACACCCUGGAACCGAUGCAACUGCUGCAGAUUUUAAAUGAUGUUUUGGCUGAAAUAGACCCAAAGCAAGCUUUAGACAUCCGUGAAGAAAUGCCCGAGCAGACUGUGAAGAGGAUGUGUGCUCUGCUGGGGAUGCUGAAAUACAAACCUCCUGGCAACCUCUCUGAUGUGACCAGCUUCAGACAGGGUCUGGUGACUGGCAGCAAGCCUCUGAUUCACCCAAUACUUCACUGGCUGCUGCAGAGAGUCCCUGAGCUGAAGAAGAGAGCGUACCUGGCUCGUUUUCUGGUUAAGCUUGAGGUGCCAGCAGAGUUUCUGCAGGAUGAUGUCAUCAAUGACACCUAUCACCAGUAUGAAGAGCUGGUGGAAGGAUUUAAGACAUAUCAUAAGGAGUGUGAGCAGCUGAGAACUUCGGGCUUCUCCACUGCUGAAAUCAGAAGGGACAUUAGUGCCAUGGAGGAAGAGAAAGACCAACUAAUCAAACGUGUGGAGCGGCUGAAGAAGAGGGUGGAGUCGGUGUCCAACCACCAGAGGAUGCUGGAGCAGGCCAGACAGCUGCGAGUGGAGAAGGAGAGAGAGGAGUCACUGACUCACCAGAAGCAGGAACAGAAGAAUCAGCUGUUCCAGGCAGAGCAGAGAUUGCUGAGAUCGCAGCAGCAGUUGAAGGAUAUGCGACAGGCAGCAACAGAUGCCAAUCCAGAGAGCUUAAUGAAGAGACUUGAAGAAGAGAUCAAAAUCAACUCCUACAUGGUCUCUGAGAAACUCCCCAAAGAGCUGGAGGGAAUGAGGCGUACAGUGCAGUACCUGCAGAAAGUGGCAUUGGAGCCUGCGAUGGGCCAGGCUGAUCUCCAGGAGCUGGAGGACAAGAUUAAAGAGGCUGAUUGUCAGAUAAACCAUCUGAUUGAGAAGAGAAUGAUGAGAAAUGACCCCAUGGAUGACAACCUGACACUGUACAGGCAACAGGCCUCCAUCAUCAUUCGCAGGAAAGAGUCAAAGGCGGAGGAGCUUCAGGAAGCGAGAGAGGAGCUGGCUGCAGCAGAGAGGGAGCUGAGGCAGCGGAGCAGCCAGGCACAAGGCUCAGAUGGGGAGGAGGUCAUCCGUGGUGAUGAGCUAAAACGUUUGCUGGUGAAACUGCGAGGCAAGGGAACAGUAUACAAGAAGAAGCGUCAGGAAAUUGCUGAGUUGAAAGCAGAAUAUGGAGUCUUGCAGCGGACUGAGGAGAUUCUGAAGCAGAGACAUGAGACUGUGCAACAGAAACUGCAAACUAUGGAAGCUGAGAAAGGCAUCUCUGGCUACAGUAACACUCAGGAGGAGCUGGAGAGGGUGUCGGCCAUGAAGAGUGAGCUGGAUGAAAAGAAAGGCCGCACUCUGGAUGACAUGUCUGAAAUGGUGAAGAAGUUAAACUCAAUGAUUGUAGAGAAGAAGUCAGCCCUGGCACCAAUUAUAAAAGAACUGAGGUCGCUGAGACAGCAUUGUCAGGAGCUAAGCCAAGAGUAUGAGGAAAAAAAGGCACAAUAUGAAAGUUGUGCUGCUGGUUUGGAGAGCAACAGAUCUAAACUGGAGCAGGAGGUCAAAGCUUUGAGGGAAGAGAUGGGACAGAAGGAAAACCGAUACCAUUAUAUCAACUCAAUGUCAGAGAUCAUUGAGAUGCAAAUGCGGCGGGCAGCUGAAGAGAUGAAGGCCUACGUGUCCUCUGAUCCACAAGAAAGGAAGAAGGCUAUCAGGGAAGUGUACAUGAAGAACAUUUCAGAACAGGAGUUACUUGGCAAGAAGUUACGUGAGGAGCAGAAGAUGGUGAGAGAUAGCCAUAGCACCAACAUGGAGCAGAUGAAGAUGUGGUGUGACUUGGAGCAACUGAUGGAGUGCAAGAGGCAGUGCUUUAUAAAGGCUCAGAGCCAGGUGUCUAUUGGGCAGGUCAUCCAGGAGGGAGGGGAGGACAGGCUGGUGCUGUAAGGACACAUCAACAGCUGGUUGCCCACUUUACAUUCACUACACUGAGUAAAACUGAACGUUUUACAUAUUCCUGUAACAGGUCUAAAUCUUUUUUAUAAUUCUAAUUUUUAUUGUAUAUAAACUGUUACUGGACACUUUCUAGAGUUUCUCUCAGUGUUAAUGGGUUUUAUUUUUCCCCUCCAUCUUUUUUGUUCCUCAGUCAUAGUUCAUCUUGUGCAGAACCAGACUAACGCCUGGUGAUGACACAGUGUAAGAUGAUUUGUGAAUCCACUACUUAAAGGACACAGGGCAAGGGUUUCCUCUUUCUCUGGCCCGUGGGAGACUCCUUUGUGAUACAUCUUUAAGAAUACACUUUCAAUCGAAGUGUCCAAACAUAACAGUGUACAAAGUGCACUUUGGGAUGUGGCCCCGGUCAACUAUUUUUGGUGUCUCUAACCACGACCUUGGAAAAGGAUUGGGAUUCCAAUUUUGGAAUUCACUUGGACCUCCAAUGCUUUGGACAGUACAGAUGAAAUGAUCAUCUUCAUCUGCUUGUUGAAUCAUUGAACAGAUUCACGAUAACCUUUGACAUUUCAGGCAUUUAUUAUUAGAUAUUUGGAUUGUCUAUAUAUUUCUAUUAAAUAUAUAUUUUGUUUGUUUUGA